AUGCAGACUGUUUUUACAAACAUUUGAGAAAGACUGUGCAAUAAGUCCAUCCGCAAAAUUUCCUUGCUACUAAAUAUUCCACGGCCAACUGUUAGUGGUAUUUUAACAAAGUGGAAGCAACUGGGAACAACCGCAACUCAGCCAUGAAGUGGUAAGCCACAUAAAAUGACAGAGUGAGGUAAGGCAUGCUGAAGCGCACAGUGCGCAGAAGUCGCCAACUGUCUGCAGAGUCAAUAGCUAAAGACCUCCAAACUUCGUGUGGCCUCCAGAUUAGCACAACAAUAGUGUGUGGAGAGCUCCAUGGAAUGGGUUUCUAUGGCCGAGCAGCUGCAUCCAAGCUUUACAUCACCAAGUGCAAGGCAAAGUGUCGGAUGCAGUGGUGUAAAGCACGCCACCACUGGACUCUA
Molecule: messenger RNA, 407 nt
Organism: Staurois parvus
Lineage: Eukaryota; Metazoa; Chordata; Amphibia; Anura; Ranidae
Source: the annotation of a GenBank genome assembly